UGCGCACAAGUUGCCCAACACUUGGCACAGUAAAAAAAAAAAUAAACAUUUAUAUUUACAAUGAAUGGCGGAAAAGAGCUAAAAGCCUUGAUCAAGGACAUUAGGGAGACGAUAAAGCUAGGCAAACACGCGGAGGCCAUACCCAAGUGCCAACGCCUGCUCAAAUUGGAUCCCAAAAAUGCCAUGGGCUACUUGUUGCUCGGCGCCGCAUACCAGAAUCUGGACAAGGCGGAGGCGGCCAAGAACCUGAGGCAUUGCAUCGAGUUCACGGAGGGACCCGCCACCAACGCGCUCCUGGGUCUAGCCAACUGCGCGCCCAGCAACGAGCUGCCGGAGAUCUACGAUCAACUGGCGGAUCUGCAACCAGAACAAUCUUUGGACUUUUGGGAGAAGCUUUUCAACUUGGCUUCGGACUCGACAGUGGCACCCGCUUGCUUUGCUGUAUUGAAAAAGAGAGCUAAGAACCCAGAGGGCAGAAACUAUGCCAAAAUCCAAGAGUACCUGGGACGGAUUUGGUUAUCCAACGAUUUUGAUAUUACCCCAGAUGACUCCCAACUUUAUAAAACAACAAUGAAUGCUCUCCUGGACACAUCAGAUUUAAAUACGAAGAGUGUCGUUUACAAGCGCUACCUUAAAUGGCUGUACAAGGAGAAGGAUUUUGUAGCCUGCGUGCGGCACGCAUGCAACAUGACCGUAUCCCACCCCAAGGAUGUCUACGGCUUUGAGUGGAUAUGCAAGACCUACUGCGAAAACCAUGAUCAACCGAGUAGAGAUCUCUGGCAGCAAGAGUUGAGGCAUCCGAUCCAGGCGUACGCUGAGCAACUUCUGGAAAUUAAUCCAAACUCCAACUUGGCCCUGUUGAUCAAGGCACUAGAUCUUUAUGCUGAAGGGCAGUUCGUAGCAUCCCGACAGUUGGUACUGCAAGCGCAGCAAAGUCAUCCAGCGUACAAGGUAACUACCGAGCUUUUGGCCAGGAUCCACAUGGAGCUGGGCGCCUUUAAGCUUGCCCUUCAGUUGUGGCAGCAGCUUGGACAGGAAAACGAAGCGUGUGCUCUGUGUUUAUCCCACGAAAAAGAGGAUUCCAAAUUGAGAGAAGGAGUCAGGAUGCUGCAAACGCUAGAGAAGUCCGAGAGCAAUGUUAAGGCCUUAGCUCGUUGCUACUUUAAGCUGGGCGAGCUGCAGCUGCUGAAAGAUUUGCCUUUAGAUGAACUUUCCAAAGCAGAAUUUCUAUUGUCCCCAGCUGAAGCUAUUCGAAAAAUUGGCAACCAAGAGUCCUUCGAGGCUCAGCUGCUUUGUGGCAAGCUGCACUUGGAGCUAAAAAACUAUUCAGAUUCCCUGAAUUGCAUACUGAAGGCCACACGAUUGCGUCCGCAUUUUGCCGAGUGCUUCGACUAUCUGGGCAGGUUGUAUCCGCUGGCAACUGGGGAUUUGUCGCGUGCGCGCAAGUGCUAUGAAAAGUGCAUCAGUCUUAAUGCCUUGGCCGAGGAAGCAGUCGAUGCUCUGAGUUUCAUCUACCAGGAACUGGGCGAGGAGGACCUAAACGAGACGCUUCUCCUUAACACCUUGCGGCAUCUGGGCAACGACGAAUCAAUCCGACUACAGUACAAGCUGGGACUGCACUUUCUGCAUGUGAAGAAGUGGGAUAACGCAAUCCAAUGCUUCCGCAUUGCCAUCAAACACGACUCGCGCUGCAUGGUAUACUGGGAGUCGUUGGGUGAUGCUUAUGCCGCGCGAGGAUCUUACAACUCAGCUAUUCGGGUCUUCCAGAAGAUUCUCGAGCUCUCCGCGGAGAAUAGUUAUGCUCUGCUCCAGAUCGCCUCCAUUAAAACGACAAUUCGCAUGUAUUCCGAGGCUAUUGAAGAUUACGAUACGCUGUUAAGGCUGAAUCCUAGUUACCUGCCGGGAUUACGGGGAGCAGCUGAGGCGCAUAUUGGCAUGGCUAAUAGUCUUAAGUCCCAGAAUCUGUAUGGCAGGUCAAAACAGCAUUUCCAACUAGCUGUAGGACAUCUUCAAAGCGCCUUUCUUCAGCCAGAGGCUCAGGGCAUGGUUUGGCUGUGGCGCCUUUCGGCCAGUGUGUUCGUUCAAACGGCCCAACUACCGUCCUCAAUGGCCAACUUGGAUGUGGUCGGCAGUCUGGCCAAGCGUGAUGAAGCCAUUGCGUAUCUGUCGAGAAAGGAUCUCCUACAGCUGGCCCAGCGAUUCUAUCUUUGCGCUUUAAAGCUGAAGCAGAACACUUACCUGUGGUACGAGCUGGCACUGGCCAGCUACUACAGUGCAAUCUUCAUUCCCGAGGAGGCCAGGGGCCACUUGGAGACAUCGGCUAGGGUAUGUAAGAUGGCUAUCAAGGAGCGUGGCAAUCGAUGGCAGAAUUGGAAUCUACUCGGUGUGAUCAACAUGCAUUCGGAAUUUGAGAAUUUGCCGCUGGCUCAGCACUGUUUAAUCCAAGCAGUGGAACUGGAAAGAAAAUGCUUCACGGCUUGGACCAAUCUCGGGGUGCUGUACGUCAAGUUGAAUGAAGUCCGACUGGCCAAUGAGGCCUUCACGCGAGCCCAACAAUCGAGUCCUGUGUACGCCAACGCUUGGAUAGGUCAGGCUAUGGUGGCGGAGACGAUCGGUGACCGGGAGGAGGCCUUCGACCUGUUCCGUCAUUGCCAGCAGUUCGAUUACCAUCCGGAGGCGGCAUUGGGUUUCACGCACUGGGUGUGCGAGAUGCUAUCGGAUCCGGGAUCUCGGAAUAAGCCGCACAUACGGCAUGCUAUAGAUCACAUGUAUGCGGAUGUUUAUGCACUGGAUGCCAUUAAUUGGUAUGUGCAAAAUGAGGAAGCCGAUGCCAGUAUCGCAUCGCUGUCGUUCCAGGGAUUUUUGUAUGCCCGAAAAAAGCUGUAUCAAAAAGCGAUCGAAGCCUUCACCCGCGCUUGUAAGAUAUGCGAACCGGGAGCGGAUCGGGACAAGCUCUAUACGAACUUGGGAUACCUAUACCUGAAGCUUGACCAACCGGAGCAGGCGGUGAACGCCCUAAACACGGUAGCCCAUGCCACAUUUAAGCCAAUCAUUGGCCUGGCACAGGCUUAUUACCGAUCCGGUCAGCUGCAGGAAUCCUAUUCGAUUUACAACUCUGUUCUAAGCAACGUGGUGGGCCAGGAUGAUGAUAAGGCGGCUACCAUUUUGGUGGCGAUGGCAUCCAUGAUCUACGCCUUCCAGGGUGAAGCGGACACAAAAACCCUACUCUAUCAGUGCGUUCUGUUAAGGGAAGUGCCCAUUCAGGCCUUGUACUCGGCCUUUGCCUUGGGCAUAAUUCAUAAGGAUAACGAACUUAGCCAGACGAUAAUGACGGAGCUGAGUGCGUACGCUUUCAACGAGAAGCAUUGCGCCGAGGUGUCCUACCUAACGGCCUACUAUUUCCUUAUAAAUGAGGGUGCCCGCAAGGCCUUGUGCUAUCUACAGUCCCGAGUCCGCAUGUUUCCCCAUUCCGCAGGACUCCGCAAGGUGAUGCUAAAGUUUCUUCUUGACUAUUUUCUGGAGGAUCGAUCCUACCAACAGGCCACCUCAAAUAUGGCUCUGAUAGCUCUUACACUUGGCCAUACCAAUCAGCAGAAUGGCAUUUUGGCCAGCGAGGAGGCGCAGACAACGAUCUAUGCGAGCCAGGCCGUGAGUCCAGUUGACAAGGCCUGCUCCCUUAAGUUGGUUCAGCGCGCCAUCCGACUGAAUCCAACAGACCAGGAAGCCAGAAACUUACUUUCUGCCAUUACGGCUCAUUGAUAAUAAUGCCUAAUAAAAUAAUCGAUUUAAACUGCCUUA
Drosophila rhopaloa is the source of this 3798-nucleotide messenger RNA. Its product is annotated as tetratricopeptide repeat protein 37. NCBI's taxonomy places the organism in Eukaryota, Metazoa, Arthropoda, Insecta, Diptera, Drosophilidae. The transcript is spliced from 13 exons. Gene Ontology annotation, molecular function: protein binding. Bases 61 to 3759 code for a protein of 1232 amino acids. Gene Ontology annotation, cellular component: Ski complex. The record is from RefSeq and is a predicted model, not a curated record.